AUGCGGAUGAGCAGCACCGUCAAGCGCGUCUUCCACUUUUCCUUUUCGCCCAAGCGCUCCUUAUCCUUUAAAGGCAAAGGGGUCGAUCAGACGACCAUCGACGUCUGCUAUUGUGCGGAGGUCCAUGACCCUGAGAUGGCGGUGAGUGACGACUCGUUGGACCUGCAGGCGAGCAGCAGGAAAAAAAGCAGCAGCAAAAGCAGGAAACGCACGCAUCUCGUGCGGGUGGUGAGUUGGGCGAGUAUCGCCAGGGGCACCUGUCGACGAUGGACGAUGGAACAGGAACGCGAACUGAGAAUAGCCGAACAUGAACUGGCGAGAUGUCAAAAGGCGUGGAGUUCCGAGCAGGAGUUGUGGCUGGCAUAUAUCAAAGCCCUUGAAGAAGAAAAAGAAGCCCAUGAGGAUUUCUACCAUAACCGAGCCAAACAACAAGACGAUGAACAACAGAAUUUCCGCAAAGCGUGGAAUCGACGCAAAUCCAGCGACAUCCGCGAGGAACAGCGCGAAGUGAUGCCGAGGAGCGACCAUCGACGACGUUUACGAAAGAGUCUGGAUAGAUAUAGAUGA
This is a messenger RNA of Aspergillus wentii DTO 134E9, 567 nucleotides long. RefSeq lists its product as uncharacterized. The transcript has 2 exons. Bases 1 to 567 code for a protein of 188 amino acids. Lineage: Eukaryota; Fungi; Ascomycota; Eurotiomycetes; Eurotiales; Aspergillaceae. The record is from RefSeq and is a predicted model, not a curated record.